This is a messenger RNA of Apus apus (common swift), 6222 nucleotides long. It is a transcript of the gene CDYL2, whose product is annotated as chromodomain Y like 2. Gene Ontology annotation, cellular component: nucleus. Bases 245 to 1768 code for a protein of 507 amino acids. The record is from RefSeq and is a predicted model, not a curated record. Lineage: Eukaryota; Metazoa; Chordata; Aves; Apodiformes; Apodidae. Gene Ontology annotation, molecular function: transcription corepressor activity. The transcript has 7 exons.
CGCCGCCGCGGGGGAGACGCGGCUCCCGGCGCUGUGCGCCCGAGCUGCUGCUGCUGCUGCUGCUGCUGGUUACGCCAGCCCCGCCGCCUGCCUCUGCCUCUCCUCGCCUCUGAUUCUGCGCACAGCCAGCCCCAAAGCCUGUCAUUCUGCAAAACACAGUUUACUCAACAGAGAGAGCGAGUGGGGGAGCGGGAGAGGUGGAGAGAGGGAGACGGCGCGGAGGAGACCAGUCCCGCAACCCAGCAUGGCUUCAGGGGACCUUUACGAGGUGGAGAGGAUUGUAGACAAAAGGAAGAACAAGAAGGGCAAAUGGGAAUAUCUCAUUAGGUGGAAAGGCUAUGGAAGCAAUGAAGACACCUGGGAACCUGAACAUCAUCUACUACAUUGUGAGGAAUUUAUUGAUGAGUUUAAUGGACUUCAUGUUACUAGAGAAAAGCGAUCAAGACAUGGGAAACAAGCCAGCGCUCCAAAAUUUUUACGGGAAAGCCGAGGAUCAUCUGUUGAGAAAAUAUCACAUAGACCUUCUGAAUCUGGGAAGCCUAAAGGGUCCACACACAAAAGAAAGAGAAUUAAUCCAUCUCUUCAAAAACAGAAAAGAGGAUAUGCAGCAAAGCCAGCAUCUGCUAAUGACAGGGCUGCUAAAACUGUGACUUACCGAACUACUCCCAGCGGUUUACAGAUCAUGCCACUGAAAAAGCCACACAAUGGUCUGCAGAAUGGAGAUGGCACUCAUGAAAAAGAUUCUAGACAUUUUGGGAAUGGCUCACAACAGCAAAACAUGGAUUUAAAUGACCAUGAAGGAGAACAGAAUUUGCCCAGCGUGUUAGAAGUUAGUAAUGAUUCACCUGUUGUGAAUGGAAUUGGUUCUUCUCUGGCCAAUGGAGGCUUGAAUCUACACAGCACUGUGAAGAGGAAACUAGAUGGGGAGAAAGAUUAUGUCUUCGAUAAGAGACUAAGAUACAGUGUACGUCAAAAUGAAAGUAACUGCCGGUUCAGGGACAUCGUAGUCCGGAAAGAAGAUGGUUUCACACAUAUAUUGCUGUCGAGUCAGACUUCAGAUAACAAUGCACUCACCCCAGAGAUCAUGAAGGAAGUUCGGAGAGCAUUGUGCAAUGCAUCAGCUGAUGACAGUAAACUCUUACUUCUCAGCGCAGUGGGAAGUGUAUUCUGUAGUGGCCUAGAUUACUCAUAUUUAAUUGGCAGGUUAUCCAAUGACAGAAGAAAGGAAAGCACUAGGAUUGCAGAAGCUAUAAGGGAUUUUGUAAAAGCUUUUAUUCAAUUUAAGAAGCCAAUUGUGGUUGCUAUCAACGGUCCUGCUCUUGGGUUAGGAGCUUCUAUUUUACCACUAUGUGAUAUCGUUUGGGCAAGUGAGAAGGCAUGGUUUCAGACACCAUAUGCAACAAUACGACUCACUCCAGCUGGCUGCUCAUCAUACACAUUCCCACAAAUUCUGGGUGUUGCACUGGCAAAUGAAAUGUUGUUCUGUGGGAGAAAGCUGACAGCACAGGAAGCCUGCAGCAGAGGACUAGUGUCACAAGUAUUUUGGCCAACAACAUUUAGCCAAGAAGUGAUGCUACGAGUGAAGGAAAUGGCAUCCUGCAGUGCAGUGGUACUGGAAGAGUCCAAAUGUCUCGUGCGGAGCUUCCUGAAAUCCGGACUUGAAGAUGUGAAUGAGAAAGAGUGUCAGAUGUUAAAACAGCUGUGGAGUUCUUCCAAAGGACUGGAUUCAUUAUUCAGCUACCUGCAAGACAAAAUAUAUGAAGUCUGAUGUCUUGGCCUAAGUUAAAAAGAAAAUGCUCCACUUGUGACCAGAGUCGGAACGUUACCUGUGUUUGAAAAGCAGAGGCAAUGCAUCCUUGAGGAAUUUGUGACCGUGUAUCCUAAUACAUAUGGUUGUGUCGAUUUCCUUGUGAGCUACACGGCUGCUUGUAGCUGGUUUGAUUUCGUGUAACCGAGACGUAGGCAGGCUUGUUCAGUGCACAUAAUCUCUACAGAGGGCUGCAUCUUUCACACGCUCAUCCAGAUAAAAGUAUACAUUCCAUGUGCUGAGAAGCACCACUGAGGCCCAAGACGGCACACCAUCUGUAAUGAUUUAUUUUGUCUGUCCUUCUUAACUUAUUCAUGCUGUCACAACACACCUGGACUUAUACAGAGGGCUCAAUCUAAUUACUGGGUCAUCAAAAUAUUUUGCAGACCCAAACACCAUACUUUGGAAAGAUUUUAAUUAUUUUUUUCUAAGUUCUAACAGUGUAAUGGAAAAAUCUGAUAAUUUAUAUGUAUAAUAUGUAAAGUUACUUUUUCAAAAACUACUAUAAUUUUUUUCUUUGUUGAAUUUAUUUAACUUAUUUAUUUUGUGUUCAUAUUCAGCUGAUUACUGAUCACAGAUCUUAUUUUCAUACUUCCCUUGGCUGAAUUAAUGGCAUCACAUGAGAAUGCAAAUACAUUUUUAGCAGCAAAUUGUGUAGAAAAAUAAAGAAUAUACAGAAAACACACAGAGUGCUGUGAGCGGUAAAAGAAACAGCCACGUGCAUGCUCCUCUGAGCAAAGUUGUACAAAAAAUGUAUGAAAUAGAAUCAUUUGCCAGGGUUAAGGGGAAAAAAGUGGAUUCUGAAACAGCGAAUCCCCUGUAAGUCUCUCUUCACUUUCUGCCUUCCUGAGGAGCACUGAAGGGCUUGCCAACAAGAUGCUUUAUUUAAGUUUACUAUAUUCCUGUUAGCCGGAUGUCAGUAACAGGGUGAGUGGUGCCCUUACGUGGCAUCGUACUGUUUUUCAGGUGUAAACAUCCCCCUUUGGUCUGAAGUCUAAAAGCAAAUCCUUAUGAGCCUUAGUCUAGUUGCCUGAUUCCUCAGGUGUGAGAUAAUUUCUGCUCUGGAGGCCUUUUGGGUGUGGGCCAACAGUUUAUACAAGGUGCUAGGUAUUGAACUAAGUGGAGGGAGAGGUUUUUUGCUUUUCCCAGCUCUCCACAUCUGGCUGCCCCACCAUCUGUUCCAAGAACUUAUGGCUAUCCAUAAAAGCAGUCCACAAUAAACAACAAAAAAUUCAAUCUGCUCUUUUAGAAUGUGAUCCUAGUACUUUUCAGUGACACUGACUGACUUCUGAACACUGGAUCAUUUCUUUCUUGCUAGUAAGGCAAUUAAUACGGAAAUAACACAAGCAUGCUCUGUGACUUCACCUGCCAUUUUAGUAUGCCCAGAUUAAAACCUCUUGAAGCAGAAGCUUUGCACAUUUAUUUGCUUUGUAAUUUGUGCACUUGCUCUCCAUCCUUGAGCUCAGUGACUUGGUCAUGGUUUAAGUCUCUGCAAAUGAGGCCACUAGGUUUUCUCUCCCAGUAUUUCCAUGAAGAGUUUCAGCAAACCCUUUGUAAAGUUAAAUAACAGCUGAUUAUAGUAAACAGUAGCCUUCAACACAUUAAUAUAACAUUUACUCUUCCAUAAAUAAUUAAAAGUGCUGUUUUUAUGGCCUAAUUGUACCACUGAAUUUUAAGGAAAUAAUUACUUUAAAGGCAGAAGUUCUCAUGGAAAUUCUUCAUUAAGAAGACAAAUUCUGGGUUUUAUUCAGUCUGUUUUAAAUGUUUUAAAACAAACUUAUCAGAACACGCAACUUAUUUUUAAAUGUCUGAAAGACAAUUCUUUCAAUAACUAUUUGAAGGGAUAGAUGCACCACUGAUUUUAUACUGACUCUUGUUUAUCUCCACAACCUGCCAGCAAUGCCACAGGGCACACGUACAAAGAGUUGGUUGUCUCAAAGCCAGAGGACCCCUCCUGUGCCAGGGUGUGCACCUGGGCCACCUCUGUGGCAGCCCCAUUAAAAUGAGAGGGAUCACUCCAGUGACCAUUCACACAUGCAUGUGCUUGCACAGUCAGGCCUCCAGCAUAUGAUUUCAGAAAAAAUAAAAAAAGAAAGAAAAAAGAAAAAAUAAAGAAAGAAAAAAAAAAGAAAAAGAAAAAAGAAAAAGCAAUGGAAAGUACCAUGAUUCCUCAACUUCCUUUAUUUCCUUUUUUCCCGUCCAGAGAGCCAUAACUCCUAGUCAUGUGUUAAUAAGUUAUUAGGAAGUUUAUUUCAAUACUAUGCCUGGGUUUUGUAGAUAAAUAUAGAAAAACUGCUCAGCAAUGUGAAGGUAGGCUUUCCAUAGGAGAUUUUCAAACAGAGAAGAAUCGAAAGUUGUUAGACAUUUAAACUGCAUCAUUUCAUCUGAAUUUUCAGAUAUCUGUAUCUUAGCAUUUUUUAUGACAAAGGAAUGGUUGAAAUACAUUUUCUAUAAUUAUUUUUCCAUUAAAGCAAGUGCUAACCAUAGGUAACAUUUUUAAUUAUUCAUAUCUAUACAAUUACAAUCUAGUUUUCAUGGAUUCUAUUUUCCCUUCAAAAACAGAGUAAUAACAAUGUCAAAAAGCUUCUUUUCCAGUAUUUGUAGAUCAGAAUAAUUUUUCUCUUGUGUUUCUGUCCUUACUAGGUAUUCAGAUAUCUAGAUGUACUGUACAUAUUAGUCUGGGUACCUUUACUAAUAUUCACAGUAUUUAAGAUUAUAAAUGCAAUUUGUUGUUAAGUAUGUUAUUUUAUUCUUGUGUAAAUUGUUUUGUACAAUCUUUAAAAAUCUACAGUUUUGCAUUUGUAGAUAUUAAAGGUAAGCAAUUUAUUUUGUGUUGUCCUGCAUGUAUAUUUUUGCUGUAGAUAAGUGUUGCUUAGUUUACUAUUUCAGUACAUUUCUGUUUAAAUGAAUAAGCUUACAAACUUUAAUACAGUAUAUAUUUUCAGAAUAUAAACUUUUAUAUUUCUGUGGUAGGUUAGGGUAUGCGUUUUAGGCAAUCUUUUUCACUACUAUUAACUGUUCUUUUAAUCUAUAAUAUAAUGGUUUUGUGCCAAUAGUUUUUCAUUAGAAUAAAAUGCUCUUUUAAUGUUAGGGAUAAACAGACAAUUUUGGUUGGGGUUUGUUUUAUUUUGGUUUUGGUUUUUUUUUUAUUAUUAUUAUUACUAUUAUUUUGCCAGCCUUUACAGUUUUAAAUGUAAUUUAUAGAUGUAUUGCAUUUGUGAAUAAGCCUUACCAUUAGGUACAAGAAAUCUUUAAAGCUACAUAAUUGCUUAUGUAGUACUAAGGACUUCCCCAAAUAAUGUAAGAAAGUUAGCAAAUCAGAGUACAGGGCCUUAAGUUUUUCUUGUGAAAAGGAUAAUACGGGUUGUUUCUUUUGAACAACAUAGGUAGACUUGUCAGCAUGGGCUUUGUUAUAUAUAAACUGUGCAUUUGUGCUCCCAACCACAGUAGUUUAAUCUCAGGCUUUGUGUGGCUGGGUCUAUAAAAGUCAAAUCUGGCUAAAGCCAGCGCUCUUUAGGAGACACUAAAGAAGUUUACAUAAGAGACUUAUAGACAAUCUUAAUCAUAGUACAUUUGGGUACUUGGUAUCCUGGAUGUGUUAUCUGUGUCUGCCCAAUUAACCGUAUGUUUUAAGCCAUAUUAAAUCUCUUUACUGCUACUUUAAAUACUACACUGAAAGUCAUUCACUAGCUUGCUUACUCACAGACAGGCUUUCAAUUUUUAGUGAAUAAAAAUAUUAUGCCUUCCAUAAACACAAAGGACCAAAGAAUUGCAUUAUUCUAACAAAGCAUUAGUUCCUUCGACAGUGAACUAGUUUGACAUUUGUACUGAAGAUCAAAUAGUCUCUUUCUGCUACAACCACUGCAUUCUCAUCCAUGUCAAGUGUAAGGGGAAAAGAUGUAUCCACUGACCUAUUGGGAAAGGAGUGACGUUCAGCUAGGAUGUCUAUUGGUAAGGCUUAUUACCAAACCUCUGAGAUGAAGCGAAGAACCAAAAAUUCACAAAUUAUGUCACUGUAAAUUUAUUUUCAGAACUUGCACAAAUAAUUAAUUGUAGAACUUUGCAAAUUAGGCCCUUAAGUUAUUUUGUCAGAAUGCCAUGGAACAGACUAAAACAGUUUCUAAUAUUUGUAAUGAUGAGUACAUAUUAUAAUAUUAUAAGGGUACAGGCACCCCUAUAUCACAGUGUUGUAAAUAUUUUCUGAAACUGGUACAGUACUGAGGGACUUGUAUCUUCUGAUAUAUCAAAUAUUGACUGUCUAGAUCAAAUUGUACACAACUUACUUGUUGAUGGUCCUGUAACUAGUGUAUGGACACAUUUCUGGGUGCCUUAGAAGUUGUAUUUUUCAUGUGUGUUAAUAUGCAGUAUUUAUACAUUGUGAGAAGCUGCUUUGAAUAAAAACAUUGAAACUUCAA